AUCGAAUUUCCCAAAAAAAAAAAAAGAAAAAAAACAUUCUUACAACCAAUAUCUUCACUGCUACCCAUAAGGAACUCUGAAAAGGUUAUACUAACCAGCGCCAUUCGAUCCAACGAGAAGGCACCGAUCACCGGACUUGAGAGUGAGAGAGAAAUCAUCUAUCAGAGGCUUCGACCCAGGCGGUGGGUGCCCGUCGAUUCCUGGAUAUGUGAAUCUCAGGCCGUUUAUCUCUAUUGUUGGUUCUUGAUGAUCCACGACGCCCAUCUUCCUCUCUCUACAAAAGAUAUGGAGAAGGAACACGUGGCUCUUUAAGGGGUGUCAAUUGUAAGGACCAAAUAGGGUUCCACGGGACAAAUGGUGCAGAUCUAUUCCGAGAGAAGUGUCUGGAAAUGGCAGCCAUUUACAGCUUAUACAUUAUCAACAAAUCAGGUGGUUUGAUCUUCUACAAGGAUUAUGGAUCUGCUGGACGGAUGGAUACAAAUGAUAGCUUACGAGUAGCUAGUUUAUGGCAUUCAAUGCAUGCCAUUUCUCAGCAGCUAUCACCAACUGUUGGUUGUUCAGGCAUUGAACUCCUUGAAGCAGAUACAUUUGAACUUUAUUGUUUCCAAUCCCUUACCGGGACAAAGUUCUUUGUGGUCUGUGAACCUGGGACACCACACGUGGAGGGUCUCUUGACAGUCAUAUAUGAAUUGUACACAGAUUAUGUUUUAAAGAACCCCUUCUAUGAAAUGGAAAUGCCCAUACGAUGCGAACUCUUUGACAUCAACCUAACACAGGUGAUACAAAAGGAUCGUGUUGCUUUGCUAGGGCGAUAAAUCACAUGAAUUUUGUCCCAAAACUUGUUGUUUUGUUUUCUUCAUUUGUGUAUUUACCAUGGUUGAAGAAUCGAAUUCUGAAAUACAUUUGGUUAAGCUAUGCUCGCAUACUUAAGAUGUAUGGAAGUACUUAACUGUUUAGCUCCACAUAGAAUUUGAAUCAUACAGUGCCUGUGGAACAGUGAAAAAUCUCCACAUAGAAUAGAUUGACUAGAUUGAUACUUGCUCUCA
This is a messenger RNA of Manihot esculenta (cassava), 1046 nucleotides long. Its product is annotated as trafficking protein particle complex subunit 4. Gene Ontology annotation, biological process: endoplasmic reticulum to Golgi vesicle-mediated transport. The transcript is spliced from 5 exons. Gene Ontology annotation, cellular component: TRAPP complex. Lineage: Eukaryota; Viridiplantae; Streptophyta; Magnoliopsida; Malpighiales; Euphorbiaceae. The record is from RefSeq and is a predicted model, not a curated record. The coding region runs from base 390 to 815 and encodes 141 amino acids.